Phytomonas sp. EM1 is the source of this 417-nucleotide messenger RNA. The record is from the annotation of a GenBank genome assembly. Lineage: Eukaryota; Euglenozoa; Kinetoplastea; Trypanosomatida; Trypanosomatidae.
AUGGGGUUGCAAUCGCAGCCGCCUUGGCUAUGUGCCAGCAGCGGAUACGCCGACACUCUUAGUACUGCAUUCAAGCACCUCGCUCAUUCCGCCCCUGACGUACAGGGGGGAGAGUCUGUAUGUGUGGAAUUCAACUCACCGCGACUGGCGACCCCCCACCUUGCAGAACGCAGCAUGCGCAGACACCGUUCUGCCGCCCCGCAGCACGCCUUUUCACUUGCAGGAAGACUGGUGACGCGGGCGAGUGUGGGGGAAGAGGCGGAAGCAAGGAGAUUCCCGUCCUUCAGGCCUCUGAACAAGUCGAUGGCACACCCUAAUUGGCGAUUUCAGGCAUCUCUCCAAUCAAUGCGCCAUCAUCGGCCUCCAUACCCCCAUCUGCCCGUGCUCCAUCGAGCCACCCUCUUAGUACCUAGAUAG